AUGAGAUCAUUGACGACUUUGCUUCUCUUGUCCCAGGCUGUCGCAACCGCAGAACUCGACUAUGACGUUAUCCUUCCACCCCAGGAGCCCACAGUCACGAAGGAUCCUCGCGAGUGCAACUUCCUCAACCUUCACACAUACUUCUCAAAUCCCACACCGACCGGAGACCUCGAAGAUGUCCUCAUAUCUUACGGUGACGAGCUGAACAAAGACUGUCCGUGGACUGACCGCGGUAUCGGAGGUCUCAAGACAUGCCCUUAUCCUGCGCAGUCGGUUUGGUGCGCCUUUAGCGACUACGCACCAGCGAGCAUUUUGCCUGCUUGGGCUGGUCACGUCAGUGAGGCAUCAUCUUGGUGGGGUGAGCACAGCUCUGAGAUUGUCGAGUACGCCUCGAUGUGCCCCAAGAGGUGGUUCAAUGCGAUGAUCAGCGUGCCGUAUGGGUGGAUUGCGCUGAACAACACCAUUCACUGGGCUAGUUGCGUUGUUGAGGCGCAUGCAACGGAUGGGAACAAAGUUCUCCAGGCUUCACCCCUCGAGUCGACUUCGGCAACGACAGGAAUGAGGACAUCUGAGAACGGCCCGAAAGAAACUGCGGGCGCGAAGGGAACUGCUCGCUUUGAGGAGGCUACCAGUUCUGAAGGGACAGCAAGAUCUACAGAUAGCAGUAGCGGUGUCGCCAAUCAGGCUAAUGGUACUGGUAUUUGGAAGAUUGUUGGUAUCGGUAUGGCUGCCAUGGUAGUCAACUGGGUCCUUUGA
Messenger RNA from Fusarium vanettenii 77-13-4, 756 nucleotides. RefSeq lists its product as uncharacterized. The coding region runs from base 1 to 756 and encodes 251 amino acids. The transcript has a single exon. NCBI's taxonomy places the organism in Eukaryota, Fungi, Ascomycota, Sordariomycetes, Hypocreales, Nectriaceae. The record is from RefSeq and is a predicted model, not a curated record.